AUGGGGCGCAAGGUCGACACUGCCGACAUGCCAAAGGGCCAGUCUGAAACGCCCAUAUCUCCACAAAGAGAGUGCUCAACACCCCGACCUUCAAACGACGACCCCGACGGGCACAACCCCGAAACGAAGAUCCAAAAGCUCACCGGCCUUGGAGAUCGUCCCGAGGCGAAGAAGCAACAGAUGCGAAUUUUGAAGGAGCAACAGAAACAUCUCAACGGCGAAGAGGUUUCUCCUGUGAGCAUCAGCAGCAGCGAUCGCGGUUUUGAGGGUCCCAGAACAGCCGUGUCCGACUUGGAUGGCGACACGGAGGCGGACGGGCAGGGAGUGCUCGUCUGA
Molecule: messenger RNA, 336 nt
Organism: Parathielavia appendiculata
Lineage: Eukaryota; Fungi; Ascomycota; Sordariomycetes; Sordariales; Chaetomiaceae
Exons: 2
Coding region: 1-336 (111 amino acids)
Source: RefSeq, a predicted model, not a curated record